UUCCAAUUGCAUCCAGCUCGAUACCUAUAGUCUUCUUCAUUCUUCCGACGUCGUUGUUCUUCUUACUUGUCUAUCUUUAGCUAGAUCAGGCUGAGAGACAUAAUUCCUGAAGUCAAGGAAAUCUAGCCAACCGGAAACUCCUGACACGCAUGCCUCAUACUACGAUACGGCAGGAUACGGCAGUAUGUUUCUCCGGAGCCGUGAACAGUGCAAUAAUUUACUACGACCGGUCUAUCUUGGGUCUAUCAAUGGACUUGGAAGCGUAGUUUCUCCUCUGCUACCGGGCAGGAUGCUGCGCAGAGUGUACGACAAUACUGUAGUAUUCUUGUCUGUCUAUUUUCGUUAUUAUUACGUCCGGGACAGCCAGUCAAAUCUUGUACCUCGUCCAUGCUAUUUUCGGACGAAUUUCAUAUAUCGUCGGAUACACGGCUCGAUUCGGAGGGUGGAGACGAAUCAAACUGCAAACUGUUCACCGGCCUCGUGUGAUGGGACACUCCUAGAAAGGUCUAGUAACGAAUCAGGCUUGAUCUACCGAUUCGUCCUACUUGUUAACCCGGCAUCUCUAAAUUGGUAUAAAGGUGGGCAUGUUGCCAAUGACUUUUCCCCAGUCAAGCUCCGGAACUCGUAUCUAAAUCAACAUUGCAUUCACCCUCACACACACACAUCUAUGUGCACCUCAUCAUCAUCCUCCGUCGUGGUCUGCGAUCAUUCCGGACAUCGCUCUUCAUCUGUGCGCCCAGCGUUGACUACGUCGGGCCCGAAGGGUCGCGGUGCCAGCGAGCCUCAAUGUUGCCAUUGUGGGUGGAGAGGCGCCCACGCCCCAGGGUGUCCUUUCGGGUAAAGGAAGGGGAACCAGGAUUCUGUGCGUUAUUCCUUCUUAUCUUCUCUUUUCUUGCCGCUUACGAGCCACUUUGGGGCCACUUCGUCAUCAGAAGUCCUACUCCACACUGCGCGCGUCAUGCAUGUUCUUAAUCAUUGCUUCACAGCUCCCAUUCAAAUACAGUCCAUCGCCGUCGUAAUUGCUUUAUAUUGCUUGUGUUACAGCUUUCCGCUCCUAUCACAUAUUUAUUCCACUUAUAAUAGGACCUCUCAUAGAUGGCCUGUACGUGUAUAAUUGUACCUUCGUAAUUGUACAAUUGCAUUUCUGCACUCGAGCC
Molecule: messenger RNA, 1157 nt
Organism: Desarmillaria tabescens
Lineage: Eukaryota; Fungi; Basidiomycota; Agaricomycetes; Agaricales; Physalacriaceae
Exons: 3
Coding region: 185-841 (218 amino acids)
Source: RefSeq, a predicted model, not a curated record